Onthophagus taurus is the source of this 1534-nucleotide messenger RNA. RefSeq lists its product as uncharacterized. Gene Ontology annotation, molecular function: structural constituent of chitin-based larval cuticle. The record is from RefSeq and is a predicted model, not a curated record. Gene Ontology annotation, cellular component: chitin-based extracellular matrix. Lineage: Eukaryota; Metazoa; Arthropoda; Insecta; Coleoptera; Scarabaeidae.
CCUACUAAGUUGGCAUUUCGAGAUUAUAAAAGGCUUGUAGUUACCCCCACGACACCUCAGUGUCGUGCAAAACAUACAACAAAAUGAUAUUGAUUAAAAUCGCACCAAUUUUUGCCGUUUUGGCUAUAUCUUUAGCUCAAGAUUAUCAAUACGAUGCUCCGGUUCGAUCAGCACCAUCAAGGUUGGAAUCAUCUGGACCAAAACCGACGCCUGUCCCAAUUUUGAAACAAAUUAACCGGCAUAACGAAGAUGGUUCCUAUACUUAUGGUUACGAAGGUGCUGAUGGUUCCUUCAAAAUUGAAACAAAACUUCCAACUGGUGAAGUAAAAGGAAAAUAUGGCUAUGUUGACGAUACUGGAAAAGUCCGAGUGGUCGAAUAUGGUGCCACCAAAUACGGUUUUGAACCAGCCGGUGAAGGAAUUACCGUAGCUCCCCCCACGUUAGUCGAUGAAACUACUAACAAAGAUGGUUCAACUAAACCCGAGUACACCGCUGAAUUCUACGACCCAGAACCAGCACCUGCUCCACGUCCCGCUCCUCGUCCAGCACCACGCCCAGCUCCACGUCCAGCUCCAUCACCAUCUUACGAUUCUUACUCUCCACCCCAACAAUUCGAACCCGCCCCACAAAGACCAAUUCCUCAAAGACCACAAAUUUCGGGAGCAGCUCCAGCUCCUUUAAGACCAUCAGCUUCGUUUAGUUUCGGGGAUGAUUUCGACACGAGACCACUUCCAAAGAUUUCUUACGCCCAACCAGCUCCAGCUCCGAAACCGGCACCUACAAGAUUCUCGUUUGAUGACGAUGCGUUUUCAAGACCAGCUCCAGCUCCGGUUCAAAAACAAAGUUUUUCUUUUGAUGAACCAAGAUUUGCACCUCAAACACGACCUGCACCUCAACCACAAUUCGCACCAGCUCCAGCUCCAGCUCAAGCACCAAGACCAAUUGCGAGACCUGCAACGGCCGUAAGAAGUAGCGGAGGAAUUUUGGACCAAUUAGCUAAGGAUUAUGCCCUUCCAAAUGGAGGUGGAGCACCUUUACACGAUAUUAGUUUUGGAUAUUAUUAAUUUAUACUUUUUUUGGUAAUCCUUUAACGAUUAAAUUUUUAAUCGAAAUUUUAUUUUAAAUCUUAAGUUAAAGGAUUCGAUGGUUGUUGGGUUAUUUAAAAAAAAUUUGUGUGAAUUUUAGGUUGAACAAGUUAAUUUCUUCUUUUAAAUCUCAAAUCUUAUAUUUUCUCUUUUUCUAUCAUUAAAAAAUACUUAUUUUAACCUAAAGUUCAAAACUGAUUAUUUUUUUUUAAAUUCAACAACUUUUCGUUCCUAGUCCUCAAUGCAGGCGAAUCAAAAUUCUUUUUAUAUAAAAUUCAUUCCUAAAUUAGACUGUAAAUAUUGUCCAAGUUUUCAAUUAAUUAAUUUACGAAAUCUUUAUCGAUAAGGAAAUAAAAAUAAUAAAUAUAAAAUAAAUUUGAAUUGAUUAAAGUGUGAUCUUGUGUGUUGUAUUUAUGCGGUUUUUAAUAAAUGGAAAGAAAAUAAAAUAA